This is a messenger RNA of Rhinopithecus roxellana (golden snub-nosed monkey), 4407 nucleotides long. RefSeq names its product eukaryotic translation initiation factor 1A X-linked (gene EIF1AX). The coding region runs from base 240 to 674 and encodes 144 amino acids. Gene Ontology annotation, cellular component: cytoplasm. Gene Ontology annotation, molecular function: RNA binding; translation initiation factor activity. Gene Ontology annotation, biological process: translational initiation. The record is from RefSeq and is a predicted model, not a curated record. Lineage: Eukaryota; Metazoa; Chordata; Mammalia; Primates; Cercopithecidae. The transcript has 7 exons.
GGCGACGGGAGGCGGGGAAAAGCGACGCAAGCAGUCGCGACGCCAUUUGCUGCCACCGAGCGUGGACGCUGGCGGAUCUCUGAAGAGCUCGGUCGCGAUCCUGUCUCGCGCACGCUGCCUGGCCUCCAGCACCUCCUUGGUCCCGUGGGCUCCCUCGUGUCGCUCCUCGGAGCAGGAACCGCCUCGGUCGCCGUUACCCGGAAAGAAGUUAGAGACCCCGCGAGGUCGCCGCCACCGCCAUGCCCAAGAAUAAAGGUAAAGGAGGUAAAAAUAGACGCAGAGGUAAGAAUGAGAAUGAAUCUGAAAAAAGAGAACUGGUAUUCAAAGAGGAUGGUCAGGAGUAUGCUCAGGUAAUCAAAAUGUUGGGAAAUGGACGGCUAGAAGCAAUGUGUUUUGAUGGUGUAAAGAGGUUAUGUCACAUCAGAGGAAAAUUGAGAAAAAAGGUUUGGAUAAAUACCUCGGACAUUAUAUUGGUCGGUCUCCGAGACUACCAGGAUAACAAAGCUGAUGUAAUUUUAAAAUACAAUGCAGACGAAGCUAGAAGUCUGAAAGCAUACGGCGAGCUUCCAGAGCAUGCUAAAAUCAAUGAAACUGAUACAUUUGGUCCUGGAGAUGAUGAUGAAAUUCAGUUCGAUGACAUCGGAGAUGAUGAUGAAGAUAUUGAUGACAUCUAAAUUGAACUCAACAUUUUACAUUCCAUCUUUUCUGAAGAUUGUCCUAAAAUUUGGAUUUCGACCAUGACAAAGAAGAUUAAAAUUUCAUUAGCAUGAAUGCAAUUUGUUAAAGCAGACUGAUUUGUUUCUAAGGUAUUUCUUGUUUUUUAAAAAACUGAUAACGCUGAAUUAUCUUAAGUGAGAUGUUAAGCCCACUUUGUUCUUUUAAUGUAAUGGAGCUUAUGGGUAGAAGACCAUGUCUACUAAUUACAAAAAAAAAAAUGCAUUGCUGCUUUUCCUGCCACUUCCAGUAAGAAAAUGGGUGUUUUGAAGAAAUCAUUUGCCUUGUCCUCACAGAAUAUGAUUAAGCCCUGGCCUCUUGAUUGUAUAGAGUCAUUGUGUAUAUUCCAAUUACCUAGAUAUUCCCUUGAGAUUUUGGUAAAAUUGAGGGAGGCAGAACUCUGCAUUUGAAGAAAAAAAAAUUAAGUCUGUUUGUCAUAUUUAAGUAGCCUGUGGCUAAUUUUAUACUGAUUUUGAUAUGCGUUCUUUUCAUAGUCGUAUUUUGCCACCAUAAACAUAAAAAAAAAAGUAUUUCCAAAAUGCAGUUUCAGAACCUGGGUUUUAAUAGCAAUUUUGAAUUUGUAAGCUUAGUAGUUGCAGAAAUUGAACACUAGGUGGCACUCAGUUAUCGUAACAGUGGAAGUACUGAUAUAAUUGUUGACUUUUCUUUUACUAUGUGUAAGAAAUACGCCAAACAUGAAAAGAUUGUUUUGAUCAUAUGCAUGUAUGUAGAAUAUUUUUACAGAGCAGAAAGAUUAUGUUAGAAGUGUGAUUUUUAUUUUCAGAAGUCAUGUACAUGUAAGCUACAAUUUUGAGUGCUUUAUAAACACUUAAGAUAUAUAUAAAUUUUAUUAGCAACUUGUAAAAAAAAAAAAAAAACUUGUUGAAAAGCCUUUUUCAACAUAUCCCUGAACUAAGGGAAGAGGAGGGAAUAACAACUCAAUGAAAAGAUGGUCUCCAAUUUCUGAAUGGAAAAGCUACAGCUGAGAAAUAAAAUGUCAUGCUGCAGAAUAUGUUAUACCCUUAUUUUGUGUUAAGGAUAUAUUUUAUUAUGUGAAUGGUUUUGGUUUUGUUUUCUGUUUUUGUUUUUUGCUUGUAUUGGGAGCUAGCUUUACUGGUAACGUCCUUAUUUAGUUUUUAGUGGUCAACUCUAAUAAAAUGAAACUAGGGCUGAGCUAGUUAACCCUCACUAGCCAAACUGAAAUUGUAUGCAACAUUAAAAGAAGAGAUCCAUCAUGUAGCUUGUGACACUUUUAUUUUAUUAGUCACCGGGGAACUUUUCAGUGAUGAAAAUACACAGGGCAAUAAACCUUCACAUGGCUUCAAAAGGAAAACAAAUCUUCUCUAAUCUGCUCUUACUGUAAUUUCCUAAGUGUACACCAAACUCUGGAUUUAAAGAUCUGAGGUACUAUAGAACAUUAAGUUGAGGAAUAGAAAUUAAGAGUACAUAUUCAUGGUUUAUAUUUCUUAUUCUAUGGAGUUCCUGAACACAUCUAGGUGGAAUGCAUCUGAGACUAAGGGCUGGUUUUUAAUACUCAUCCUCAUAAGAAACCAGCCUUGAAGAAUUAACAAUUGUCUUCAUCGGUAUUCUGAACCUCCUAAGAUAUUUAGGCUUCUGUACAUAAAAGUGUUUUUGCUAAAUUUACAGUAUGUAUAGAUCCUUUCGUAUUAUUUUACUAAGAAUGUUUGAACUUGGCAUAUUUGAUAUAGUUCCUGGUAGAAAUAGCACAGCUCAAACAUUAGUUUUUCUACUUGCCUCCUCUAACACAUGUGGUUUGUCUGGAGAGUUUCUAAAAAUUCAGCUGUAACCCCAGUUCAUAUAUUUGCUGGUGAUUGUUCUUGCUGAGGUAAAUCUCGAAUCAUAGUGAUUAAAAUAGUUGGGGUAAAGUUGUAGCUUAUAUGCAAUACUACUUGGAGGAAUUCUUCUAAUUUGUAUUUAAUGUGGAAAUUGUAUAGUUUCAUUGAUUUAAUCAUAAAUAAUGGAAAUGGUCUUUAAGCAGUUUUAUUUUUCAUUUUUUUGCUUAUACACUGAUUCCUAUAAUACAGUGCUAUAAGCUAUGCACAGAAAGAAAAUAAAACAUUUGAAAUCCAAGAAUAAUGGUUCUUACUGCUAAGAGGGAGUAAUAGUUAUUACUAAUGAUUUUGAUGGGGUUGCAUUUUUGAUGCAAUGUUUAUUCCACUUGCAGUUAGAAUAUGAAUAUGUUUUAUCACUAAUGCGGCUGAAUAACCAAACCAAACAUUUGUGUAAAAAAAAAAAAAUGCCAAGAUUUCAUUGUUUGUUGAACAUUAAGCAUCUAGCCCCUAAAGAGACCGCUUCUUACCGAGCCUGUAAACUAUGCAUGAUGGAAAUUCUUGUAUUUUAUUGAGGAAUGGCUGUUGGUUUACUCACCACAUCUGUGGAAUCAUGGCUAUAAAUGUUUGCUUACAAACUCUUUGUGACUUGUAAUUUAACUUAAUCUCAUCUAAUGUAAAUAUUAGAUUAUGAUGUUCAGUAACAUCUUUCAUAGGUAUAAACUGCUGUCAUUAUUGAUUUCAGAGUAACUCUGAGUAAUCAAACAGGUACAAGCAUGUUUUGAGUAAAAUAGCUAGAUUUAUACUUUACUUGUAUUGUAUACAGACUUAACAACAACCAGAAUUGACUGGAUUAACAGUUAAAGUGUCAGAAUGAAAGCGAGGUUUUUUUAAUGUUACCUGACUGUCGUAAAGAUGAAAAUGAUUUGUAUUGGUAUGAAAUGCUUAUUUUUAUUCUACUUAUUAAGGGUAAGUUUUAUUUAUACUCUUUGGACUCCCAUAAACUUUUGCACACUGCUUUGUGUUUUUGGUUUACCCUAAACUACCAUCCUUUUUAUCUUUGCUUUUUUUCUUCCUAUUCAGAAAAGAGCAAAAUGUGAAAAGACACUAGACUCUCAGGUAUAGAGUGAACUGAGCAGUUUGGAGGAUGUAUUGGACUUUGUCCUCUCUUAUUCCACCCUCCCAGCCCUGAAAGUUGCUAGGUACUUGUGAGGCAAUGUACUGGAGAGGGGAGAGCAUGGAUCCUGGGGUCAAAGGGACUUUGCCCCCACCCUUACUUGGCCCUCUACCUGCAGGUGACCACUGGCACAUUCUCCUGCUUGUCUCAGCUUCAGGUUCUUCACCUCUAAGAUGGGGAUGAUGAAAACAGUACCUGUCAUGCAGAGUUAUUGGGAGGAUUGAUAAUUUAGAUGUUUAUACAUGUAAUGUACUUAGAGCAGUGUCUGCCUCUUUUCACUUGAUAUCCAGUACUAUGUAAGAUAGAGGAUGCAUGUCUUCUAUAUUCUGUAUUUCCCAUUUCUUUUGCGUGCAGUCUUUGAUUCGUACAAUAGAAGGAACACGUAGAAUGUAUAUUUGUACAUUCAUGUCAACAGAGUAUUUAAAAUUGCUACCAAGCUCAUUUAAUUCGAUAUAAGACUAACAGAUGAAGUCUCUCAUUUGCUUGAAGAUAUUUUACAAAAUACUAACUGCUCUAUAUUUCUUUAGAGAAAGAUUAUAGUUACUAAUAUUGAUACCUCUGAUAAUAUUUUAUUCUUAAAUCUUCAGUGAUCCCUUUUACUAUAGAUUCAUGACAGCUAAUAAGUACUAACUGACUUAGAGGUGUCCUUUCCCAUCAUAUGGAAUGAUGUAAAGAAAUCAGAUACAAACUACUGCAAUUAGAAAAUAAAAUAUGAACAACUUUCAA